This is a messenger RNA of Lepus europaeus (European hare), 3901 nucleotides long. RefSeq names its product pleckstrin homology and RUN domain containing M2 (gene PLEKHM2). Gene Ontology annotation, biological process: positive regulation of membrane tubulation; Golgi organization; regulation of protein localization. The transcript is spliced from 20 exons. NCBI's taxonomy places the organism in Eukaryota, Metazoa, Chordata, Mammalia, Lagomorpha, Leporidae. The record is from RefSeq and is a predicted model, not a curated record. Gene Ontology annotation, molecular function: kinesin binding. Gene Ontology annotation, cellular component: endosome membrane. Bases 26 to 3100 code for a protein of 1024 amino acids.
CGGCGGCGGCGGCGGCGGCGGCGCCAUGGAGCCGCGGGAGGUGAAGGACCGGAUCCUGGAGAACAUCUCGCUGACGGUGAAGAAGUUGCAGAGCUACUUUGCUGCAUGUGAGGAUGAGACCCCCGCCAUCCGGAACCACGACAAGGUCCUGCAGCGGCUGUGCGAGCACCUGGACCACGCCCUGCUGUAUGGCCUGCAGGACCUCUCCUCUGGCUACUGGGUACUCGUGGUGCAUUUCACCCGGAGAGAGGCCAUCAAGCAGAUUGAAGUGCUGCAGCACGUGGCCACCAACCUGGGACGCAGCCGGGCCUGGCUGUACCUGGCCCUCAACGAGAACUCCUUGGAGAGCUACCUGCGGCUGUUCCAGGAGAACCUGGGCCUGCUGCACAAGUACUACGUCAAGAACGCCCUGGUCUGCAGCCACGAUCACCUGACUCUCUUCCUGACCUUGGUGUCUGGGCUGGAGUUCAUCCGCUUCAACCUGGAUCUGGAUGCCCCCUACUUAGACCUGGCCCCCUACAUGCCUGACUACUAUAAACCGCAGUACCUGCUGGACUUUGAAGACCGCCUUCCCAGCUCGGUCCACGGCUCAGACAGCCUGUCCCUCAAUUCCUUCAACUCCGUCACCUCCACCAACCUGGAGUGGGACGACAGUGCGAUCGCCCCAUCCAGUGAGGAUUAUGAUUUUGGAGAUGUGUUUCCAGCAGUGCCGUCCGUACCCAGCACAGACUGGGAAGAUGGAGACCUCACAGACACCGUCAGCGGUCCCCGGUCCACGGCCUCCGACCUGACCAGCAGCAAGGCGUCCGCCAAGAGUCCCACGCAGCGCCACAACCCCUUCAACGAGGAGCAGGCAGAGACCGUGUCCUCCUCCGACACCACCCCUGUGCACAGCGCCUCGCAGGAGAGGGAGGAGCCCCAGGCCCUGGACCCGCCGGACAGCUGCACAGAGCUCGAGGUCAUCAGGGUCACCAAGAAGAAGAAGAUGGGCAGGAAGAAGAAGACCAGGCCGGAUGAGGAAGCUAGUCCCCUCCACCCGGCCUCCAGCCAGCAGCAGUGCGCCGGGCCGGGGGCAGACGACAGCCUUAGCAGCCCAGGCCUUGGGCAGGACUCCGCAGACACCACCCUGGCUUCCCCCCAGGACGAGGGCGAAGGGCCCAGCAGCACGGCUGAGAGCAGUGAGCGCUCGGAGCCCGGCCAGACCGGCUUGCUCAUCCCUGCAAUGGACACGUCCAUGGAGCGCCUGGGCCCGCCCCUGGGGGAGGUCAUUGGCCAGCUCGACGGGCAGCUGGACCCCAGCAGCUGGGGCCCCCACACGGAGCCCCCAGACCAGUCCUUUCGGACCGGCUCCCCCGGGGGUGCCCCGGAGAAGCCGCCAUUUUGCGACUUUAGUGAGGGGCUUCCAGCCCCCAUGGACUUCUACCGUUUUACCGUCGAGAGUCCAAGCACUGUUACAUCAGGUGGUGGCCACCAUGACCCUGCAGGGCUUGGCCAACCGCUGCAUGUUCCUGGUGGCCCUGCGGCUGCUGGCCAAGAAGAGGGAGGAGGAGGAGAGGGACCGCCGUCUCGGCCCCUAGAGGAUGCCCCAGGGGAGGUCCAGGAGCCGGAGACCCAGGGACAGCACGGCCACUCAGCCCCGCUCAGCGAGGAGCCUGUGCCGGGGCAGGAGCCUAGGACCCAGGAGGUUCUUUGCCAGCCCAAGCGGGAGCAGCCCAGCCCAUGUCUGAGCAGCGCCGAGGACUCGGGGGUGGAGGAGGGGCAGGGGAGCCCUUCUGAGGUGCCGCACUCGUCAGAGUUCAGAGUAGACAACAAUCACUUACUCCUGCUGAUGAUCCAUGUGUUUCGAGAAAACGAAGAGCAGCUGUUCAAAAUGAUCCGGAUGAGCACCGGGCACAUGGAGGGGAACCUGCAGCUGCUGUACGUGCUGCUCACCGACUGCUACGUCUACCUGCUGCGGAAAGGGGCCACAGAGAAGCCAUACCUGGUGGAAGAGGCUGUUUCUUACAAUGAACUUGAUUAUGUGUCGGUUGGCCUCGACCAGCAGACGGUGAAGCUGGUGUGCACCAACCGCAGGAAGCACUUUCUGCUGGACACAGCUGACAUGGCCCUGGCUGAGUUCUUCCUGGCGUCGCUGAAGUCAGCCAUGAUCAGAGGCUGCCGGGAGCCACCCUACCCCAGCGUCCUGACCGAUGCCACCAUGGAGAAGCUGGCACUGGCCAAGUUUGUGGCCCAGGAAUCCAAGUGUGAGGCGUCCACUGUUACCGUGCACUUCUACGGGCUCGUGCACUGGGAGGACCCUACGGAUGAGUCCCUGGGCCCCGUGCCCUGCCACUGCUCACCCCCGGAGGGCGCCAUCACCAAAGAAGGCGUGCUGCACUACAAGGCGGGCACCUCCUACCUGGGCAAGGAGCACUGGAAGUCCUGCUUCGUGGUGCUCAGCAACGGGAUCCUCUACCAGUACCCGGACCGCACCGACGUCAUCCCCUUGCUCUCCGUGAACAUGGGGGGGGAGCAGUGCGGUGGCUGCCGGAGAUCCAACACCACGGAUCGGCCCCACGCCUUCCAGGUCAUUCUUGCCGACCGGCCGUGUCUGGAGCUGAGCGCCGACAGCGAGGCCGAGAUGGCCGACUGGAUGCAGCACCUCUGCCAGGCCGUGUCCAAAGGGGUUAUCCCCCAGGGGGUCGCUCCUAGCCCCUGCAUCCCCUGCUGCCUGGUGAUUACCGACGACCGCCUCUUCACAUGCCACGAGGACUGCCAGACCAGCUUCUUCCGCUCCCUGGGCACUGCCAGGCUGGCUGACGUCAGCGCUGUCUCCCUGGAGCCGGGCAAGGAGUACUGUGUCUUGGAGUUCUCCCAGGAAGGCCAGCAGCUGCCCCCACCAUGGGUCAUCUACCUGAGCUGCACCGCGGAACUGGACCGGUUCCUGUCUGCACUGAGCUCCAGCUGGAGAACCAUCUACCAGGUGGACCUCCCCCACAAGGCCAUCCACGAAGCCGCCAGCAAGCAGAAGUUCGAGGACGCCCUGAGCCUCAUCCACAGCGCCUGGCAGCGGAGCGACAGCCUGUGCCGUGGCAGAGCCUCCCGCGACCCCUGGUGCUGAGGCAGGGCUGGGCAGCACCCCUGGUCGGGGGAACGGGAGGUAGCCGGCCAGCAGGCUCACUGUCAGCCAGGUCAGGCACACUCGGGGCCAGGCCUCCACACCAUUCAGCAGUUUGCCCUGCCCGGACAGCAGCACCGCUGUGUGCUGGGGACACUCCUGGGACCUGGCACAGGUGCCCAGCUGGUAGCGACUGCAGGUCGCUGGGCAGAGGGACUGAGCCCUGUGGGCUCUGUGGUCACACGCUCUCCCCCCAGGAUGCCGCCUCGGAUGGUGACCAGGGGAAAGCCAUCUGGGGGCGGGGGAGUGAAAGGACUUCCUGGGGCAGGAGCCCGGGCAGAGGCUCGGGGCCUCCUGGGGACCGUGGGUGCCCAGCUGUCCUUGUUUGUCUCAAGCACUUCCAGCCGUGCAGGGAGGCUGGGACACCUGUGACCAUGCAUGUGCCCUCGCUCACCCAGCUCCACGCACCGCUGCCGCCGCGCCGGAGCCCAGCGCCUUGGCGGGGCCGCCCGUCCAGGCUGCCACGGGGCCCUGCAUGCCACGGCCCUGCCCCCGCCUCCCCCACCCUGCAGUGCCCACAGGACCCAGGGAUGAGGAGCAAAGAGCAGGGGGAAGGGGCUGGAGGGGAGCGGAGCCUGCAGCCUGGUGUCCACAGUGACGACCCCUCACCGGCCCCUGCUUGGCUGGAGCCAGGCCCUGCCCGGGAGCUCUGUCAGGAGCCCUCUGGGGAACGGGUCAGGUGGUUUGGGUUUGUUUUUUAAAAUAAAAUAGACGUUAUAUUGCCAAGACUGUGCCUGGCCGUCU